Molecule: messenger RNA, 602 nt
Organism: Pocillopora damicornis (cauliflower coral)
Lineage: Eukaryota; Metazoa; Cnidaria; Anthozoa; Scleractinia; Pocilloporidae
Product: THAP domain-containing protein 11-like
Source: RefSeq, a predicted model, not a curated record
AUGGCCGCUUCUCCAGGAACGAGUGACAUUGUGGAUUCACAAAUAAGAAUAACAUUUUGUUCUGUUUUACAACCUGCCAGAAAGAAAAAACGAGGUUCUGCGUUGCAUUGUUGUGUUCCACAAUGUAACAAUGACUCCCGUUACAACAGCUCGUUGUCUUUUCAUCGUUUUCCAAAGAAAGACGAACAACUCAGAGCAAACUGGAUCGUAAAAAUUCGACGAGACAUAGGUGAAAACUUUAAGCUCACUGAAGGCACCAGGGUUUGCUCUGCACAUUUUGUAGAUGAAGAUUUUCUGCCCCCUGAUCGGGCUGGUCGACGGAAUUUUAAAAAAGAUUCUGUCCCGUCUGUUUUUAAUUGGCCAGCUAGAACGACCCAAAGAAGAAAGAUUGUACGACAUGUUGAAAGUGAGACACAAACAGACGAGAGUGAUGUAGAGCCUGAGCAACCUGAAGCACCAUCUCAAUUAUAGCAAGAUUAUCAGGCUGCAAGGAGUGAGAUUCAAAGCCUAAUGGAGCAGCUGAAAAUAACUUAGUUGGAAGUGAGCAAAAAGGAGACUGAGAUGAAAUACUCAAGGAGGCUGCUGCUGCCACAAAGGAGUCA